Caenorhabditis remanei is the source of this 1134-nucleotide messenger RNA. RefSeq lists its product as uncharacterized. Gene Ontology annotation, molecular function: tropomyosin binding. Gene Ontology annotation, biological process: muscle contraction; regulation of muscle contraction; sarcomere organization. Lineage: Eukaryota; Metazoa; Nematoda; Chromadorea; Rhabditida; Rhabditidae. The coding region runs from base 1 to 1134 and encodes 377 amino acids. Gene Ontology annotation, cellular component: troponin complex. The record is from RefSeq and is a predicted model, not a curated record. The transcript has 7 exons.
AUGUCUGACGAGGAAUACUCUGAGUACGAAGACGAGGAGGUAGAGGAAGAGGAAGUCGAGGAGGUCGAAGAGGCCGAGGCUGAAGUUGAAGAAGAAGCCGAGGAGCAAGAAGAAGAGAGGUUCAAGAGAGCUUCUGUCGACACAACGGCUACCGGUGGUCCAGCAACCCCGGCUGCCGCUUCGCACGCUCCUGUCACUUUCGACGGAGAGAAUCUGAAUGAAGCCGAAAAGGCGAUGCUCGCUGCCAAGAAACGUCACGAGAACGACGAACAAGCCAAGCUUGAUGACUACGAGAAGAUCCGUCGUGCUGAACGUGAAAAGGAAGAAGAGGAGUUGAAGAAGUUGAAGGAGAAACAAGAGCAACGUCGUCUUGCCAGAGAGCAAGAAGAACGUGAAGCUGCUGAACGCAAGAAAUUGGAUGAGGAGAGAAGAAAGAGGGAAGAAGAAGAUCGCCGUGCUCGUGCUGAGGAAGAGAAGAGAAAGAAGGAGGAAGAGAAGCUGAAGAAGGCUCAGAUGAUGGGAGGUGGAUUCCCAGGACAACAACAAGGAGGAAGAAACUUCGUCAUCAACAAGAAGGAGGAAUCCGCCGGAGUUGGAGAUCGUUUCGGAAACAUUGUUCAAGCUAAACAAGAAAUGGGAAUGACCAAGGAACAACAAGAAGAAGCUAAAACCGUCUUCAUGCAAGGAAUCCGCAAGAACAUUGCUGAGGCUUCGACCAUCCUUCCAAAUGACAUGAAGGCUAAAAUCAAGGAGCUCCACCAACGUAUCUGCAAGUUGGAAGCUCAGAAGUACGAUUCGGAGAAGAGACACGAGAGGCAGGAGUACGAUCUCAAAGAAUUGAACGAGAGAUCUCGUCAAGUUGCCCGUGCCAACAACGCAAAGAACGGACAAAUUAACUCCGACGAUACCGGAGGAAGACAUCCACCAAAGGUUCAAAUCGCUUCCAAAUACGACAGACAAAUUGACAGAAGAAACUUCAAGGAACGUCGUCAGGUGUACGAGAACAAGGUCGCCUUCCCCUGCUUCCCAGGAGUCCCACCCCCACCAGCAAUCUACGAGAAAAUCAUCAAGAAGAUGGAUUACGAAAUCCAACAAGAACUUGAUGCCGCCGAGGAAGAGGAGGAAGAUUAUUAA